This is a messenger RNA of Chiroxiphia lanceolata (lance-tailed manakin), 2278 nucleotides long. RefSeq names its product T-box brain transcription factor 1 (gene TBR1). The transcript is spliced from 6 exons. Gene Ontology annotation, biological process: regulation of neuron projection development; regulation of transcription by RNA polymerase II; commitment of neuronal cell to specific neuron type in forebrain. The coding region runs from base 106 to 2139 and encodes 677 amino acids. Gene Ontology annotation, cellular component: nucleus. Lineage: Eukaryota; Metazoa; Chordata; Aves; Passeriformes; Pipridae. Gene Ontology annotation, molecular function: DNA-binding transcription factor activity, RNA polymerase II-specific; RNA polymerase II cis-regulatory region sequence-specific DNA binding. The record is from RefSeq and is a predicted model, not a curated record.
UGAAGUGCUUUCCGCCUAGUGAGGGUCCCAGGAUGUCUAGCUUCUGAUACUAAGGAGCCCUUUCAGAUCCAGGGACUGAAGGGUUAUUACUGUGGUGCUAGAGCUAUGCAGCUGGAGCAUUGUCUUUCUCCCUCUAUCAUGCUCUCCAAGAAAUUUCUCAAUGUGAGCAGCAGUUACCCACAUGCAGGCGGAUCUGAGCUUGCCUUGCAUGAUCAUCCCAUUAUCUCGACCACUGACAACCUGGAGAGAAGUUCACCUUUGAAAAAAAUUACCAGGGGGAUGACGAAUCAGUCAGAUACAGACAAUUUUCCUGACUCCAAGGACACACCAGGGGACGUCCAGAGAAAUAAACUCUCUCCCGUCUUGGACGGGGUCUCUGAGCUUCGUCACAGUUUCGAUGGAUCUGCUGCAGAUCGCUAUCUGCUCUCUCAGUCCAGCCAGCCCCAGUCUGCUGCCUCUGCUCCUAGUACCAUGUUCCCUUAUCCCAGCCAGCAUGGACCUGCUCACCCAGCCUUCUCCAUCGCCAGCCCCAGCCGCUACAUGGCUCACCAUCCUGUGAUCACCAACGGAGCUUAUAACAGCCUCCUGUCCAACUCUUCUCCGCAAGGCUACCCCACGGCGGGCUACCCGUACCCCCAGCAGUAUGGCCAUUCCUACCAAGGGGCACCUUUCUACCAGUUCUCCUCCACCCAGCCGGGGCUGGUUCCUGGCAAGGCUCAGGUCUACCUGUGCAACAGGCCACUCUGGCUGAAAUUUCACCGGCACCAGACGGAGAUGAUCAUCACGAAGCAGGGAAGGCGCAUGUUCCCUUUCCUAAGCUUUAAUAUUUCUGGUCUCGACCCCACGGCUCACUACAAUAUUUUUGUGGAUGUAAUUUUGGCGGAUCCCAACCACUGGAGAUUUCAGGGAGGCAAAUGGGUUCCUUGCGGCAAGGCGGACACCAAUGUACAAGGAAACCGGGUUUACAUGCACCCCGACUCCCCCAACACGGGAGCUCACUGGAUGCGCCAGGAAAUCUCCUUUGGGAAACUAAAACUUACAAACAAUAAAGGAGCAUCAAACAACAACGGACAGAUGGUGGUUUUGCAGUCCCUCCACAAGUACCAGCCCCGCUUGCAUGUGGUGGAGGUGAACGAAGAUGGGACAGAGGAUACCAACCAGCCGGGCAGAGUGCAGACCUUCACCUUCCCUGAGACCCAGUUCAUAGCAGUCACCGCCUACCAAAACACCGAUAUCACACAGCUGAAAAUAGAUCACAACCCUUUCGCAAAAGGAUUCCGAGACAAUUAUGACACGAUCUACACGGGCUGCGACAUGGACCGGCUGACGCCUUCCCCCAACGACUCGCCCCGCUCGCAGAUCGUGCCCGGGGCCCGCUACGCCAUGGCCGGCUCCUUCCUCCAGGACCAGUUCGUGAGUAACUACGCCAAGUCCCGCUUCCACCCCGGGGCAGGAGCCGGCCCGGGGCCCGGCGCCGACCGCAGCGUGCCCCACACCAACGGGCUGCUCUCCCCACAGCAAGCCGAGGACCCGGGGGCCCCCUCGCCGCAGCGCUGGUUCGUCGCCCCCGCCAACAACCGCCUCGACUUCGCCGCCUCCGCCUACGACACGGCCACCGACUUCGCCGGCAACGCGGCCACGCUGCUGUCCUACGCGGCCGCAGGAGUCAAGGCGCUGCCGCUGCAGGCGGCCGGCUGCGCCGGGCGGCCGCUGGGCUACUAUGCCGACCCCUCGGGCUGGGGGGCCCGCAGCCCCCCGCAGUACUGCAGCAAGUCGGGCUCCGUGCUCUCCUGCUGGCCCAACAGCGCGGCGGCGGCGCGCAUGGCCGCCGGCAAUCCCUACCUGGGGGAGGAGGCGGAGAGCCUGGCCCCCGAGCGGUCCCCUUUGCCGGGCGCCGAGGACUCCAAGCCCAAAGAUUUGUCCGACUCCAGCUGGAUCGAGACGCCGUCGUCCAUUAAAUCCAUCGACUCCUCUGAUUCUGGGAUUUACGAGCAGGCCAAAAGGAGGCGGAUCUCCCCCUCGGACACCCCGGUGUCCGAGAGCUCCUCGCCCCUCAAGAGCGAGGUGCUUACCCAGCGGGACUGCGAAAAGACCUGCGCCAAGGACAUCGGCUACUACGGCUUCUACUCGCACAGCUAGGCGCGGCCGCUGGCCCGCCGUCCUUUUGCACAAUAACUCCUCCGCGUUAGCGCACUGACCCCCGCCCCUGAUGCCCCAUCCGUGCCCCGGCCCGGCCCGGCCCGGCCCGGCCCGGCAGGGAGGCAGGCAGGCAGGCUGA